CUCCAGUUUCCAUCCAUUCAACCCUCCCUCUACCUUGUCCAUCAUCUGUUGCAUUCACUCUACCAACCAGAGAUUGUAUUAACAGUCAUUUGCGACUAGAGUAAAGGCGCUUGGUGACCGGCGCGAAACGAAAACGACCACGACAUAUCAGCUUGCCACCUGGCCCCUUGGACCUUGCCAUUCCAUUUUUGAUCAUGUCUCGAUCUGGAACUACCCUCUAUGUCACGGGCUUUGGUCAUGGCACCCGUGCCCGUGACCUUGCCUAUGAGUUCGAGCACUAUGGUCGUCUGGUCAGGUGCGACAUUCCUGCUCCCAGAACUGCGUCAAGCCGUCUCUUCGCUUUUGUCGAAUACGAGAGCCGUCGCGAUGCUGACGAUGCCUACCACGAGAUGCAUAACAAGCGGAUCGGUCGUGAUGAUGUCUUGAAGAUUGAGUGGGCCCGUACACCUCCAUCUGCCACCUGGCGAUACGAAGCUGGUCGUGGCCGUCGUGAUCGAACUCCUCCUCGCCGAUCUGCUCGUUCUCCUUCCCCUCGACGUCGCGACUACUCUCCCCGUAAGGAUGAUCGCCGUGACCGUGACCGAGACCGGGAAAGAGAUCGGGACCGAGAUUACGAUGACCGACGCCGCUCGCGCAGCCCUGCGGAUCGCGACCGUGAUCGAGACCGGGACCGGGAUAUGAAGGAUGACCGCGACCGCCGUGACGACGACCGAGAUGGCGCUGCCAAUGGCGACGACCGGAAAGCUCUGGACUCCCCUCCCCCGGCUCACGAUGAGCUCGAUACCGCGGAAUGAUAAGGCAGCAUGAUCUGCCCACACCCACCUGGUGCCAAACCCAGCAUGCUGUUACUGCGAACGAACAAGCAAGCAGGUUUCUUGCGAUUGGGCAAGGCCACAAGUUGCUGCGUUUCCAAAGGGCAAGAAUGUGCUAGGUUUCCUUCAGAUUUUUCGUCCUUGACAUUGUUGCUAUGAUGAUUCAAUUGCAGAACUUGCAUGACCUGAGAGCCUCAGGCAUAGCAGUGAGCGGUGGUUAAAAUUGACUUGACAUGGGAUUAGAUCGACUUCGAGCGAACGGUGCAGGCUCAAUCCUGUACAACAGCCGGCUUCUCGAUCGUCAACGGUUAUCUUCGGUAGCGUACGAAGUAUUCGAUCGGAGCGUCGAUACGGACAAUCGGACGAUACCUAUCUUGACAGCAUGUACCGCCGUCCUCACUUUUUCUAUUCCUCUUCGAGACGUUACAGCAGCUCUAGUAUCAGCCUCGUUCCCUUUCAUCCGCGACGAUGCGCCGCAAUCCCGGCCUCGCAUUUUCCUCGUCCCCGCCGCCGCCGUCGUAAUUCCCCUUCUCGCAAUCUCACCACCCCGUAUUCCCAGCGCAAUCCCCGCGUCCUAUCCUUCCGCCUCAAACGCACGAUCCAUCUUCCACGAGCUCGUUAUUCGACGUUCAGCAAUCCGACACCAGCGGCACAAGACGCGUUUAUUCCCCUUGCACACUAUGUUUUGACUUGUCCGAAGUUACGAUGUCGUGGCCUCCCUUCCGUCUCCCGCUCCCGUAUCCGACAUCCUAUCCUAUUUCCUAUUUGUUUAUUGCCGGUGGUGGGCUCGUCCCUGCCCUGAUGAUGAUUCUGGUCGACGUAGCAGACACUGCACUCCACUCGGCGAGGUAAGUCUUACAGCGCCAUCAUAGGUCACUUGUCCUCGCGGACGCAGGUUUAUUGUUUAAAUACAUGAUAUCUCAAUCGCUCCC
This is a messenger RNA of Cladophialophora immunda, 1744 nucleotides long. RefSeq lists its product as uncharacterized. The coding region runs from base 195 to 794 and encodes 199 amino acids. NCBI's taxonomy places the organism in Eukaryota, Fungi, Ascomycota, Eurotiomycetes, Chaetothyriales, Herpotrichiellaceae. The record is from RefSeq and is a predicted model, not a curated record. Gene Ontology annotation, biological process: mRNA splicing, via spliceosome. The transcript is spliced from 4 exons. Gene Ontology annotation, cellular component: nuclear speck. Gene Ontology annotation, molecular function: RNA binding.